This is a messenger RNA of Ictalurus furcatus (blue catfish), 3156 nucleotides long. RefSeq names its product macrophage colony-stimulating factor 1 receptor. NCBI's taxonomy places the organism in Eukaryota, Metazoa, Chordata, Actinopteri, Siluriformes, Ictaluridae. Bases 117 to 3014 code for a protein of 965 amino acids. The record is from RefSeq and is a predicted model, not a curated record. Gene Ontology annotation, cellular component: CSF1-CSF1R complex; signaling receptor complex. Gene Ontology annotation, molecular function: ATP binding; cytokine binding; macrophage colony-stimulating factor receptor activity. Gene Ontology annotation, biological process: osteoclast differentiation; cytokine-mediated signaling pathway; positive regulation of kinase activity. The transcript has 21 exons.
GAAGCUUGGAGUAUCUUGGAGUGCCUUGAUGGAAUGGUCACUUCUUAUUUCCAGGGCAGACACUCAACAGAGGAGACGUAUAGUGUAUUCAGGCCUCUGGCCAUCAGCGGUCCGAGAUGAUCCUCUUCACCUUUAUUGUGGGACUGCUGUCCUGUCAGGUACAAGCUUGGUCUCAUCCUCGGAUGAGGGUAAAUGGAAAAGAUCCAGUUGAAUCCGGCGUGGUCAUUGAUGAUGGUUCUCGUCUUGUUCUGACUUGCGAGGGUGAUGGUCCGGUGACUAUUGAACCUCGGCUAUAUAGGCACAAAUCAUUCCUCAAGCAUAAUGGGAACAGCUGCACCUUUACAGUGAAAAACGUUAGCUACAAGUUCACAGGCACUUAUAAAUGUGUGUACACUGACAUCAAUCCCUCCAACUUCUCGUCUGUGCACAUAUUCGUAAGAAAUUCCGAUUUUCUCUUUGAAACCCCAUCAUAUAAAAAAAUUAUCAUGAAAGAAGGAGAGGACGCCCUUAUUCCAUGCCUUCUUACUGACCCCGCGGCCACUGAUUUCAAGUUACGCAUGGAGAAUGGGUCUGCACCACCGCCCGACAUGGACAUAAGCUUUGACCCCAAGAGGGGGAUGCUGAUUCAGGACCUCCAGCUUUGGUUUAGUUCACUGUAUGUCUGCAGUGCCAGGAUAGGAGGAGUAGAGAAAGUGUCCUCAGCCUUCAGUUUACAAGUCACCUUUAGAGCCCGUUCUCCACCCUACGUGUCCCUGCAAAGUAACGAGUAUGUUCGGCUGGUUGGCGAGAGACUAGAAAUUAUCUGUUCCACCAGCAACCAUAACUUCAACUAUGUUCUCACCUGGAACCACUCAUCAUGUUUGAAGCUACCAGACCCAGAGAACAAGCCUUUACAUGAAGAUAAUACUGUGAAAAUCAGGAGUACUCUGAUCCUGCCUUCAGUUACCAUGUCUGACUCGGGGAAUAUCACCUGUAUAGGAACUAAUGAGGCUGGAGUCAACAGCUCCACCACACGCCUGCUGGUUGUGGAUGAACCAUACCUUAGGAUGUCCCCCAAGCUCUCCCCCCAUCUGACCCAUAAAGAUUUGUCCAUUGAUGUCCAUGAGGGGCAGGAUGUAAAGCUAGGGGUGACCAUAGAGGCUUACCCACAAAUCACACUCAAGCAGUGGGAGGGACCAGUGUUUCUCAACAACUCACAACACGAAAUCCAGUUCGUCAGCAAUAAUAACAGGUACGAGGCAGUGCUGCUUCUGAAGAGACUGAAAUCCAAGGAACAGGGCAGAUACACCUUCUACGCCAACAGUAGCAUGGCUCAUGCCUCCAUAGCAUUCACUAUUCAAGUUUAUGAGAAACCAGUUAUUGUGGAUAAAAGAAGGAAUGAGAGCUCCCUAAUAUGCACAGCAUCUGGCUACCCAACUCCCAGAAUCCUCUGGUUCCAAUGCCAAGGAAUCAGGCCAACGUGUACAGAGAAUUCUACAGACGUGGAGGCUCACCAGUUGUUCACAGCUGAUAUGGUGGAGGUGAAGACCAACGAGUUCAGACCGGUGGAAGUGAAAAGUUUUAUAACCAUCACACCAUCCAAUCAGAAGAUGACAGUAGAGUGUGUGGCACAAAAUCUGCUUGGGCAAGAUAGCAAUGCAUUCCCUAUAGACCAAUCUGAGAAACUUUUUACUGCAACAUUGAUUGGAGCCAUAAGUGUGAUGGUUUUCCUCCUUCUACUCCUCCUCAUCCUCAUGUACAAGUAUAAACAGAAACCCAAAUAUGAGAUUCGAUGGAAGAUUAUUGAAGCCACAGAUGGUAACAGCUACACAUUUAUCGACCCCACUCAACUUCCUUAUAAUGAAAAAUGGGAAUUUCCAAGAGACAAGCUUAAAUUAGGGAAGAUUCUGGGCUCGGGGGCGUUCGGGAAAGUGGUGGAGGCUACAGCAUAUGGUUUGGGGAAGGAGGACAAUGUGACCCGCGUGGCUGUGAAAAUGCUCAAAGCCAGCGCCCAUUCAGAUGAGAAGGAGGCUCUGAUGUCUGAACUGAAGAUUCUUAGUCAUCUAGGACAACACAAGAAUAUUGUCAACCUACUGGGAGCCUGCACGUAUGGAGGUCCUGUGCUAGUCAUCACUGAAUACUGCUGCCAUGGUGAUCUUCUGAACUUCCUGCGUAAUAAAGCGCAGACCUUCUUAAACUGUAUGGUUUCAAUCCCAGAGGAGAGGAACAACUAUAAAAAUGUCACAGAUGACAAAAUGUUCUUUAGAAGUGACAGUGGGAUUUCCAGCACUUGUUCAGACAUUUACCUGGACAUGAAGCCUCUAGUACCCAGAUCUCAGACUGCACGCAUUCCUUCCUGCAGUCAAGAAGGAGAUUUGUUGGAUAUGGAUGACCUGCUCAGAUUCUCCUACCAGGUGGCUCAGGGACUCGAGUUCCUCGCGGCUAAAAAUUGCAUUCACAGAGAUGUCGCAGCCAGGAAUGUUCUUCUGACAGACGGGGGUGUGGCUAAAAUCUGCGACUUUGGACUGGCCCGUGAUAUCAUGAAUGAUUCGAACUAUGUGGUUAAAGGAAACGCUCGUUUGCCAGUGAAGUGGAUGGCUCCAGAGAGUAUCUUCGAGUGUGUGUAUACAGUACAGAGCGAUGUUUGGUCGUAUGGUAUUCUGCUGUGGGAGAUCUUCUCUCUGGGUAAAAGCCCAUAUCCAAACAUCCUGGUGGACUCCAAGUUCUAUAAGAUGAUAAAGUGUGGCUAUCAGAUGUCCCGUCCUGACUUUGCCCCACCUGAGAUGUACACCAUAAUGAAAACAUGCUGGGACCUUGAACCCACACAGCGUCCGACUUUCAACAAGAUCGCUCAGCUCAUCGAGAGGCUGCUGGGAGAAACACUAGAUCAGACUCAGUACAAGAACCUGCAGACAGAAGAACUGGACGAAGAGCAACUGGAGGCCUGCGAUACUACCAAAAGUGAUGAUGAAUCAUGCGAGCAAGUGGAAGCUGAGCAGCCCCUGAUAAAGGCCAACAAUUAUCAGUUCUGCUAAUUCCUGAAUGAACUACAUUCUCAGAAUACUUUAAAUAAAAAGCCAUACACUCAUAGGAAAUACAGUGGGGAAAUAUGUAUAAAAUAUAUAUAUAUAUAUAUAUAUAUAUAUAUAUAUAUAAAAAAUCAAGGUGUUAGAAUGG